Symbiodinium sp. CCMP2592 is the source of this 699-nucleotide messenger RNA. The record is from the annotation of a GenBank genome assembly. NCBI's taxonomy places the organism in Eukaryota, Dinophyceae, Suessiales, Symbiodiniaceae.
AUGGCCGUUGCCGCUUACGGCUCCAACUGCAAGACGGACUCGGAAGUGCGCUACUUGGACCUUCCAACUAGCCUCAAGACCGACUCUUUAGCACUCGCGUUGGCCAAUUCCACCUCCGACUCCCAGACUCUCUCCCUUGCGUGUCCUUCCCCUGGUGAAGUUGCCAACGACCCGCAGCUCGGCAACAACAUGCCUUUCUACUACCGCUUCAUCGAUUUCUCGGAUCUUCGCAACGACCUGGAUUUUGACCAUCCGAGCGAGCACAAGCAUUCGGGAAGGCCGCGUCUCCCCAGGAUUAGCGCAUGGAUGAAUCAGGUGGCCAGGGCACCCGAUCAGCUCCGACAGCGCAUGGCCUGGGCUUUGUCCCAGAUCCUGGUCGUAGGCCUUGGUGGCUUCACCUAUUCCGAGCAGCACGAGAUCUGGGUGAACUACUAUGACAUUCUCGUGCGCAAUGCCUUUGGGAACUACCUGGAUCUGCUCAGAGAAGUAACAUUCAACCCAUUGAUGGGCGAGUACCUGUCUUUCUUGCGAAAUACGGCCUUUGAUCACGACCAGAACUACCCUGACGAGAACUACGCCCGCGAGGUGCAAGCGGGAGGGGAGAAUUCCAGACUGAGUUCCAGCACAGGGUUCACCUUAACCCCAAAAAACCCACCUUUUUCAGGACUUAUAGAAAGAGAUCAUAUUAGGGAACCCUAA